This is a messenger RNA of Amborella trichopoda, 1266 nucleotides long. The record is from RefSeq and is a predicted model, not a curated record. NCBI's taxonomy places the organism in Eukaryota, Viridiplantae, Streptophyta, Magnoliopsida, Amborellales, Amborellaceae.
AACUUUACUCUUUUUUUAGGGCUGGGCUGCCCGGCCCAUUGCCAGGCCUACUUUUGGACAAAAGGGCAGAGCUUUCCUUUUGACCAGUAGAGGUAGUUCAGAAAUUUUGAAAAUAGCUAAGAGGUGUAUGAUACUUCAAAGUCAUAAUAUAAAUCCAAGAAGUGGCUCUAAUCUAUUGUCAACGGAUGGCACCUGGCAAUUAAGAAAAAGUUGAACUACUACCAGCACCUACCUUCACCUGUUCAACCAACUGAUUGCAUAUUAUUCAAGGAACUCUCCUGUUUGCUAAAGCACAGAUUCAAAUGCAGAAGCUCUAGGUGAACCAGUCAGAAAUCAGAAACCAAUUGUUCAAACUACCCUCUUCUCUUUUCCCUUUUAUCCCACCAUUUUGAUAUCACCUGCCUUAAACCAAUUCCUCUCCAGCAACGUUGUUAUAUACCUUUAAAUGUGAUUCUGGCUCAUAAUUGUUGACCGCAAUUAUUAAGUUGCUAAACUAUCUCCAGGCUCUUGAUCAUGAACUAUGAAUUGCAAACCGAGUAACAAUGGCAGGCGUUUGUUAUGCUCUUAUUGCCCUUUUUUGCUUCAUCUGAUGACCCACAGUAUGAAGCUUGUGCUCCUAGCGAUUGUGGAGAUGGCCCCAGUAUCAGUUAUCCUUUUUGGAUGGAUGUCUCACCAGACUUUUGUGGUUAUCCUGGCUUUAAAAUCACGUGUGCCUAUAAUGUUACCGUUAUGACAACCAUUUCAGGGGAAGAAUACUAUGUAAGAGGUAUCGACUACAAGAGCCAGACUUUCACAAUUGCCAGUUCAAAGUUGGUGGAAGAAGGUUGUCCUCAACAUGGUUACUGUCUCAGUCUUCAUUCUCCUAUCCUAUAUUACACCAUGGAGAACAGGAACAUUUCCUUCUUGUUUAAUUGUUCUCGUCAAAUUCCAAAUUCUCUCAGAGGGCCAUUACAUUGCCUUGAUCGUAGUGACUAUGUUGUUAAUUAUAGCUUCCCAGAAUCUGAGUUGCACAGAUAUGAAUGUAAAGAGAUUUCCGUGGUCCCUGUUUUGGGCACAAGGGAUUUUGAACACCCCUCCCAUGGUUUGGAUGGGUUGUUAAAGGCAGGAUUUAGGAUGGGAUGGACUGCGAGUGCUUGUGGUCCUUGUGACAAUAAACCCAACCUGGUCAAACUAUGGCAGCUCGACGUACUUUUCCUCUCCAUUAAUGCAAUUCAAACCUGCUCCAUCACUCGCCAAUCUCCUCCAAUAACCGAGCACCUUCCUCUU